Messenger RNA from Peromyscus leucopus (white-footed mouse), 1889 nucleotides. It is a transcript of the gene Serpini2, whose product is annotated as serpin family I member 2. Gene Ontology annotation, biological process: negative regulation of endopeptidase activity. NCBI's taxonomy places the organism in Eukaryota, Metazoa, Chordata, Mammalia, Rodentia, Cricetidae. Gene Ontology annotation, molecular function: serine-type endopeptidase inhibitor activity. The transcript is spliced from 9 exons. The record is from RefSeq and is a predicted model, not a curated record. The coding region runs from base 527 to 1744 and encodes 405 amino acids.
UCAACAUCUAUACUUUUUUCCAGUAAAUUAGAAUGAGACUCAUAGACACAGGAAAUGCCUCUGACCAGUGUGUAAAAAUGAUGAAUUGUGGCAGCUGUGGUGUGGAUGUGAUUUGGCUUUCUUCUUUUCCUCACAAGCAUUUUGAAGUAUUUGUGAUGGGUUGAAUUCUUAAUCUGACUUGGAGUCCCAUGAGAGUCCAUCACAUUUACAGUAUCGGUCACCAUUUCUCUGAUUGUUUCUACUUUUAAAGGAAAUGAAAUAACUAAUUCAACAAUAAUAUCACUGAACAAUUUUGUCUUACUGUUCUCUUUCUUAAUUCAUUCACACUGCAUCAUUGAUUAUUAACUUGAUCACAUAACAGCAUAGUGCACACCUGCUCUGCUUGGGGAAGAAUUAAUCAUGCAGUGUUCCAGGUAAGUGCAGUUGGCCUUCACUGAUAAGGUGCUUCAUAUAUAAGGGUUUCCAGUAAGUAUAGUUUAGUCACAGCUCUCCAGUAAACAACCAGAAGUUAAUUCAAGAAGUCAAGAUGGAUAAGAUCACAUUGUGGAGUUUUCUGCUGUUUUUUUCUGGAAUUCAAGCUUCAAGAACUGCGGCUCAAAGAAAUGCUGAGUUUGCAGUGGAUCUUUAUAAAGCUAUUUGUUUCUCUCACAAGAACAACAUUAUAUUUUCCCCCCUUGGAACAACUGUGCUUCUUGGAAUGGUCCAACUAGGUGCAAAAGGCAAAGCACAACAGCAGAUUCUGCAAACCUUAAGGAUGCAGGAAUCCUCAACAGGAGAGGAAUUUUCUGUGCUGAAGUCACUCUUUUCGGCCAUCUCAAAGAAGAAACAGGAAUUUACAUUUAAUCUUGCCAGUGCCCUCUACCUUCAAGAAGGAUUCAUUGUGAAGGAAGCAUAUCUCCAUGGCAACAAGGAACUUUUUCAGAGUGCUACCAAACUGGUGGAUUUUCUGGAUGCAAAGUCUUGUGCAGAGAAAAUAAGCACCUGGGUCGAAGGCAAAACAGAUGGAAAAAUUAAAAAUAUGUUUUCUGAGGAAGAGUUUGGCCCCCUGACUCGUCUGGUCCUGGUAAAUGCCAUUUAUUUCAAGGGGGACUGGAAACAGAAAUUCAGAAAAGAAGACACAGAGAUGUCAGAUUUUAGCAAGAAAGAUGGCUCAACUGUCAAAGUUCCAAUGAUGAAGGCUCUGUUGAGAACAAAAUAUGGUUAUUUUUCUGACUCAUUCAUGGAAUGUCAGGUUUUGGAAUUGCCUUACAAGGCUGAUGAGUUUAGUAUGGUCAUCAUCCUUCCCACAGAAGAUGUGAGCAUAGAAGAAGUGGAAAAACGAAUUACUGCUCAUCACAUCCGGAGAUGGUUCUCUGAGCUGCAUGAGGAGGAAGUGGAAGUGAGCCUCCCUCGAUUUAAAACGGAGCAAAAAUUAGACUUUAAGGAAGCAUUAUAUUCCUUAAAUGUAACUGAGAUAUUCAGUAGUGGCUGUGACCUUACUGGAAUAACAGAGUCAUCUGAAGUCUACGUCUCCAGAGUCAUGCAGAAAGUUUUCUUGGAGAUAAAUGAAGACGGAAGCGAAGCUGCAACAUCCACAGGCAUCAACAUCCCUGCGAUCAUGAGUUUGACUCAAACUCAAUUUCGAGCAAAUCAUCCAUUUCUGUUUAUUAUGAAGCAUACCCAAACAGAGUCAAUUUUAUUUAUGGGAAGAGUGACUGAUCCUGAUAUCCAAACAGUGAAGGGGAGAGAUUUAGAUUCACUAUGAAUAAAAAUCAUGGUCUCCAAAUACAAGACAACACUUGGAAAAUGGAUGAUUGGUGAAAUGUCAUCAUUUUGAAAAAUUUCUAACAUUGUUCUGAUUAAAACUGUGCCUAUAAAAUAACUGAAGAUGGAUAUAAAUCUUUUUCUUU